CCCACCAUUUUCAUGGCUCCAUCUACCAACUAGUGGUCGUAAUUGACUAUUAAAAGUCUAUCUAUAGCUCCAUCUCUACAAACAAAAGAAGAAAGAGCUAGAGAGAAAAGAAUGGACUCCAAAGUUAGGUGCGCAAUUGUGACUGGGGCAAACAAAGGGAUAGGAUUUGAGAUAUGCAAGCAAUUGGUUGCUUCUGGCAUCACUGUGGUGCUUACGGCUAGAGACGAGAAAAGAGGACUUGAAGCUCUCGAGAAACUUAAAGAGUCUCCCAGUGACAAGGUCAUUGAUGUCCUCUUCCAUCGGCUUGAUGUGGCCGACCCAUCUACCAUUCCUCCUCUUGUUGAUUUUGUCAAGGCCAAAUUUGGGAAGCUUGAUAUCUUGAUCAAUAAUGCUGCUAUUGCUGGAGGUAGUGUUGAUUGGGAUUAUCUGAAACAUUUGGUUAUUAAGCCCGGAUGGAUGACACAAGCCAAACCUACUGAUGAAACGUCCGAGACAUAUGAAAUGGCGGAAGAAUGUCUACAAGUGAAUUAUUAUGGCACAAAAAGAAUGGUUGAAGCAUUUGUUCCCCUACUUCAACUCUUUGAUUCCCCAAGGAUUGUGAACGUUUCAUCCACUUCAGGAAUGUUACAUAAUAUCCCUAAUAAAUGGGCCAAACAAGUGUUAAACGAUGCAGACAACCUCACGGAAGAAAGAAUAGACAUUACCUAA
Molecule: messenger RNA, 708 nt
Organism: Impatiens glandulifera
Lineage: Eukaryota; Viridiplantae; Streptophyta; Magnoliopsida; Ericales; Balsaminaceae
Product: (+)-neomenthol dehydrogenase-like
Exons: 5
Coding region: 112-708 (198 amino acids)
Cellular component (GO): membrane
Source: RefSeq, a predicted model, not a curated record